Fusarium venenatum is the source of this 3825-nucleotide messenger RNA. The record is from RefSeq and is a predicted model, not a curated record. Lineage: Eukaryota; Fungi; Ascomycota; Sordariomycetes; Hypocreales; Nectriaceae.
AUGGAUUCAGACGCCCCGGCCAAACGCCCGAGGGCCCCUACAAUUACAGUUGACACAGCUGCUGUAGACACAAACUCACCCGGAAUAGAUUCCAUCAACGUAUCUCCAUCUCCUCUUGACGACACAAACACCCUCGCUGUCCCAACAUCAAAGUCACGCGCCGAAUCAUGGGCUUCUUCUUCUCCCACCAAAGUAGGCACCGACCAUGAACAACUAUCCCGCGACGUCGAAGCCCUACGAAAAGGCGAUCAGCAAGAAAUCCUCAAAGCUGACCCUGGUGAGGAGGCCCAUUUUACCGUCGACAAUAACCCAUUCGCAUUCUCCCCAGGACAGCUCUCCAAGCUCAUAAAUCCCAAGAAUUUGGCCGCCUUUGUCGCCCUUGGUGGAUUACCCGGUCUGGAGAAGGGGUUGAGGACAGAUUCGAAAGCGGGAUUAAGCCCUGACGAGGGGAAGCUACACAAUGCUGUUUCUUUUGAAGAAGCGACUGCGACGACAAAGGAGGGAUUCAAGGCUUCGCCAACGACAGAUGUGCUUCCAUCCACAGAAGCCCACGAUAGUCACGCAGUAGCCAAAGACGCCUUUCCCGAUCGCAAGCGAGUCUACGGUGCCAACCGUCUCCCCGAACCCAAAGCAAAGUCAUUCCUCCAACUCGCAUGGAUUGCUCUCCAGGAUCACGUUCUUAUCCUUCUGUGUAUCGCAGCUGUGGUCUCGCUAGCCCUGGGUCUGUACCAGACCUUUGGCGCAACACACCACGAGGGAGCCAAGGUCGAAUGGGUUGAGGGUGUCGCCAUUAUCGUAGCCAUCACUAUCGUUGUUGUCGUCGGCGCAGCAAACGAUUGGCAGAAGGAGCGCCAGUUCCAGAAGCUCAACCAGAAGAAGGAAGACCGUAUUGUCAAGGUGACACGCGCCGGUAAACCCCAGAACCUUUCUAUCCAUGACGUUCUCGUCGGCGAUGUGAUGCUUCUGGAACCCGGAGAUGUUAUUCCUGUCGAUGGUGUUUUUAUCUCUGGUCACAACCUCAGCUGUGAUGAGUCUUCUGCUACAGGAGAGUCUGACCUGAUCAAGAAGGUCGGCGCCGACCAGGUCCUUCACGCUCUUCUUAAUGAGCCUGCACCGCAACUCAAGAAGCUUGACCCAUUUAUCAUCUCUGGCGCCAAGGUACUUGAUGGUGUCGGAACGUUUCUUGUCACUGCUGUUGGUGAACAGUCAAGCUAUGGAAAGACAAUGAUGUCUCUUCGUGAUGAUCCAGGUCUGACGCCUCUCCAGGCAAAGCUCAACCUCCUUGCCGGAUACAUUGCCAAACUCGGUAGCGCCGCUGGUCUUCUUCUCUUCUCCGUUCUCCUCAUCAUCUUCCUAGCUGGUCUCCCCAACAACUCCGACUCGGGCGAACAAAAGGGUCAAGCCUUUCUACAAAUCCUCAUUACCUCCAUCACCGUCAUCGUCGUCGCUGUCCCCGAAGGUCUUCCCCUCGCCGUGACGCUCUCUCUAGCCUUUGCGACUAAGAAGAUGACCCGCGAGAACAAUCUGGUGCGACACCUUCAAUCAUGUGAAACUAUGGGUAACGCCACUGUUAUCUGCUCCGACAAGACUGGUACUUUGACCGAGAACGUCAUGACUGUUGUCGCUGGCGCUUUGGGUCUUCGUGGUCGUUUCUCUUUUGGCGACUCCUCUUCGUCGCCAACUACCGAAGGCACCGAGAAGAGCGACACUAUCCCUCUCAACCAGUUCUCCGAUAAGCUCGACCCCGAAUACAAGGAUCUCCUCAAGACUGCCGUCACCGUCAACACAACUGCUUUCGAGUCCGAUGAAGGCUUCGUUGGUACCAAGACUGAAACCGCUCUUCUCGAUUGGGCUCGUCGCUACCUCGGUCUGGGACCUUUGGCUAUUGAGCGCUCGAACCACCCCGUCACUCAGAUGUUCCCCUUCAACUCUCAGCGCAAGUGUAUGGGUGCUGUCGUCCAGAUCCCCGGUCCCAACAAGGAUAAGCCCAAGUACCGUCUCUUCAUCAAGGGCGCUUCUGAGAUUGUCCUCGGCGAAUGUACCACCAUCGGCGAUCCCACGCAAGGUCCUUCUACCGAAUCUCUGUCUGAUAGCCACAAGGACGGUAUCAAAUCUGUCAUCUCUAGCUACGCGACGAACUCUCUACGUACCAUCGGUCUUGCAUACCGCGACUUCGAAUCCUGGCCUCCUGUCCUGACUCUCCGCCCCGAAGACGAAGCCAACACCGACAUCGACCUCACUGAUCUUGUGCACAAUCUCACCUGGAUGGGUGUCGUCGGUAUCCAAGACCCUGUUCGCAAGGGUGUUCCCGAAGCCGUCAUCGAUUGCGGUAUCGCCUCUGUAAACGUCAAGAUGGUUACUGGUGACAACGUUGAAACAGCCCGAGCAAUUGCCCUCAACUGCGGUAUUCUCACAGAGUCCAACAUGUCCGAACCCAACGCUGUCAUGCAAGGAUCCGACUUCCGCAAGCUUACCGAGACAGAGCGCUCUACCGUCGUCAAGCAGCUUCGUGUUCUUGCCCGUUCAAGUCCUGAGGAUAAGCGUAUUCUUGUCAAGGCUCUACGCUCUUUAGGCGAGAUUGUUGCUGUCACGGGAGAUGGUACCAACGAUGCUCCUGCUCUCAAGGCUGCCGAUGUCGGUUUCUCGAUGGGUAUCACAGGAACAGAAGUUGCCAAGGAAGCAUCUGACAUUAUCCUUAUGGAUGAUAACUUCUCAUCUAUUGUUGUUGCGCUUGGCUGGGGACGUGCUAUCAAUGACUCCGUCAAGAAGUUCCUUCAGUUCCAGCUUACCGUCAACAUCACGGCCGUCGGUGUGACAUUUGUUUCUGCCGUCUCAGACGACGAGCAAAAGUCCAUUCUCAACGCCGUCCAGCUUCUCUGGGUCAACCUCAUUAUGGAUACCUUCGCUGCUCUUGCUCUCGCUACGGAUCCUCCCACUGGAAGUCUUCUCCACCGUGAACCCGAGUCACGCACCGCCCCUCUUAUUACUACCACUAUGUGGAAGAUGAUCAUCGGCCAGUCGAUUUACCAGCUAAUUGUGUGCUUUGUCCUUUGGUUCGGACGCGAUCCUAUCCUUGGCUACGAUGAGACUGAAGUUCGAUCUCUCAUCUUCAACAUCUUUGUCUUUAUGCAGAUCUUCAAGCUUGUUAACAGUCGACGUAUUGACAACAAGCUCAACAUCUUUGAGGGUCUCCACCGCAACCAUCUCUUCAUGCUCAUGAUGACGAUCAUGGCAGCUGGUCAGGUAAUCAUCAUCUUCUUCGGCAGUGACGCCUUUGUUGUGACACGUCUCAACGGCAUCCAAUGGGGAAUCUCUCUCGUCCUGGGUUUCCUGUCCAUCCCCAUUGGUGUUCUCAUCCGUCUGUUCCCUGAUGAGUGGUUCGCCGCCAUGGUCAACGCGCUCGUCAAGCUCUGGCCCAGCUGGAUCCGCUUCUCGCGAAAGAAGGAGGAUGCAUCUGACGAAGAAGGUCAACUUGCCACCGAGAAGCAGCUCGAAGGUUACGACAUGGACACAGCCCUCCUUGGUAUUCGCGAUGAUCUCGAGUUCCUCAAGCGUGUUCGCGGUGGACGCAUGACAGCUCUCAGCGACGCCAUGGAGCGUUCCCGCGAGAAGAUGCGCGAGAAGAUGCGUCGCAAGCGUUCCGAUUCCCGCCCACGAAGCAAACUCCGAAGCCGUCGCGGUUCAUCACGAUCGUCCAACAGACCUCCCAUCUCACCCAUGAUGUCUGUCGUGGGAAUGCCCGGUAUCGUGGCUGCCAGUGUAGCAGGUCUUCAACCAGGACAAAUGGGCAACGGCAACGAAAACCCAGAUACGCGACAAGCGUAG